AUGGUUUUUGUUAAAGGAAGACAAAUUACAGAGGUCAUCUUGAUAACAAAUGAAGCAAUUGAUUUCUGGAGAGCCAAAAAAGCCAAAGGUUAUGUAAUCAAGCUGGAUAGUGAAAAAGCCUUUGACAAAAUCAGUUGGAGUCUCAUUGAUUUUAUGUUGAUGAAAAAAACUACUUUUCAGAUUGGAGGAAAAUGGUUGCUAAUUGUAUAUCUAGCGUUCAAUACUCUGUCCUUAUUAAUGGCAAACCUCGGGGUAGAAUCCAACCAACCAACCAGGUUAAAUCCCCUUUCUCCUUUUAUUUUUGUUUUGGCCAUGGAUUACCUCAGUAGAAUUAUCAAUGAUUUGGAGAGAAAGGGGAAAAUUGGAGGUGUCAACUUGGGCCCAAAUCUUAACCUUACCCACAUUCUCUUUGCAGACGACAUUCUCAUUUUUGUUGAGGAUAACGAUGAGUACAUUUCAAACCUCAAGGUGGCUCUUUAUCUCUUCGUAAAUAUCAACAUGAACAAAUCCACUAUAUCUCCCAUAAAUGUGGCUGCUAGUCGAGCAAACUGGGUUGUGGAAAGUUGGGGGUUAUGGCAGGAUUUUUUGCCGAUUAAUUAA
Molecule: messenger RNA, 600 nt
Organism: Cucumis melo (muskmelon)
Lineage: Eukaryota; Viridiplantae; Streptophyta; Magnoliopsida; Cucurbitales; Cucurbitaceae
Exons: 1
Coding region: 1-600 (199 amino acids)
Source: RefSeq, a predicted model, not a curated record